UCACAGGUACAACAACUAUACUGAAAAGACCCGAGUGGCUCAUAAGUACCAUGAAGCUUGGGAUCGUGUGUGGGAACCACCACACCACAAACUUCGAUGAGACCACCGUCAUCCCGGCGGAAUCGAGGGAGUGCGAGGAGCUUGGAUCAGAUGGCGACUGCGCGGCACACAGCCCUCUCACCGGCAAAUCUAAGCCAUACAUGCGCAGACCCAAACCACCCUUCUCGUACAUCGCCCUCAUCGCGAUGGCCAUCCGGGACUCGCCAUGCGGACGCCUUACUUUGGCAGAAAUCAACGAGUAUCUCAUGAACAAGUUCCCUUUUUUCCGCGGCAGCUACACUGGCUGGAGGAACUCUGUGCGCCACAACUUGUCGCUCAACGACUGCUUCCACAAAGUACUUCGGGACCCUUCCCGUCCGUGGGGGAAGGACAACUUCUGGAUGCUCAAUCCGCACAGCGAGUACACGUUCGCGGACGGGGUGUUCAGGCGUCGGCGAAAGCGCAUCAGCAUCCGGCCCAGCAAACAGCAGGAGCGGGAGAUAGAGGACGAGGAGGAGAGAAGCUCCGAAGACGCGCCGCCGAAAAAGUUCUCAAGUUCCUUCACUAUAGACAGCAUCCUCAGCAAGCCAUUCAGACGGGACUCCGAUCUCGUGGAUCACUAUGGGGUCGUAAUGACGCCGUAUCUAACUCCACCUGCCUCUUCGCUGUAUGUUCACCCGAGCAGCCUCAUCAAAUUUGGAGAUGCGCAUGCGCACAACUGCGGACUUCUCUUACCAACUUUGUGACCUGUUCGUGCCUUCAAGUCAAUUAUUUUCGACCAUGCCCAGCACCUUUUACAGGGUGUACGCCACAAAACAAUGAUAGAAGUCAUGAUAAUCUUGCCUCAACCUAUGCACACAUUUAUUUAUUUAGUGUAUAUGGCCUUUUAGUGGAACAAAGAAGUUAUUCUGUUAUGAAUGGAAUCAGUGGAUCUUGUCACUAUUUUGUAGUUUUUGGUGUCCCCUAGACCCAGUUUUGUUGUUGUUUUGUUCGAUCAUUGUUGGUUAAAUUUUAUUGCUUUUUAUGUCUUUAUAAAUAAAUAUAUUAAUUAAAAAAGACGUCAUGAGUGUGCUGUAAGUGAUUUAUAGGCCUUCUGAGGUUUCAACUACUGUAUGCGAAGUGGGAUUGAUUUUAUUUCAUUUUAUAUUUUAGUGGUUCUGAUUGGGCUUUUUGAGGAUUCAGUGAACGCAAACUGAUUCCAAAAGGAUUACAUCGAAAACCUGUUAAAUUAGCCUGAAAUACGAUGGGUUGAAUUAAGAAAAAAAUACAAAAUUAAAAAAAAAAAAAAAAAAAAGAUUUACAUCUGUGUGGGCUGCAAAUGAUUUAUCUGUAAGCGCUGUUUGGUUUCAGGGCAUUAUAAUGUGUGUUUAAUCCCUUUAGUAUAAUGGCGUUGUUUGUUUGUUUCCAUGACAGUGUUGUGUAACUUCGAAUAAAAUGUACUAAGUGCUACUUGUAAUAACUUUUAAUUAUAAGGUGCAUCCACAACAACAAUACAGUAUUAACAUUACUUCAUUUUAUUUCUAUUCUUUGCAUGUGUUUUUUCCCCAUGAGUCCUUGAAAGGAAGUUUGCAUACAAAUUGUUAGGUGUGGUGAUAUUGACAAUCACAUGAUCUGUGUAUGGAAGGCCUAGAUCUUUUUGCAAAGGCAACAAAAGGAAACAA
This is a messenger RNA of Corythoichthys intestinalis (scribbled pipefish), 1700 nucleotides long. RefSeq names its product forkhead box Q1a (gene foxq1a). NCBI's taxonomy places the organism in Eukaryota, Metazoa, Chordata, Actinopteri, Syngnathiformes, Syngnathidae. Gene Ontology annotation, molecular function: DNA-binding transcription factor activity, RNA polymerase II-specific; RNA polymerase II cis-regulatory region sequence-specific DNA binding. Gene Ontology annotation, biological process: regulation of transcription by RNA polymerase II; cell differentiation; anatomical structure morphogenesis. Bases 51 to 785 code for a protein of 244 amino acids. The transcript has a single exon. The record is from RefSeq and is a predicted model, not a curated record.